Messenger RNA from Didymodactylos carnosus, 1428 nucleotides. NCBI's taxonomy places the organism in Eukaryota, Metazoa, Rotifera, Eurotatoria, Philodinida, Philodinidae. The record is from the annotation of a GenBank genome assembly.
AUGGCUUCGGCUUCUACUUCUGCAACAUCAACGGGCAGUCUUGACUCGACGGUUAGCUCAACAUCUCAUUCAACGUGCGAAGGUGAAUCUUGCACUCUAUUAGCGAUGGUCCAAUGUCAUCAUUGUCCAAAACAUGUUUGUCUCAAACAUUUAAUUCAACAUAAUGAUUUGAAUAUCACUCGUACACACUCGCUGUCUGAUGAUAUCAAUUUAUUAACACUAAUGCUAAGUAAAAUCGAUUCAACACAAUCUCUUAACGAAGCAAAAGAAACAUUAGAUCAAUGGAAAACAAAAAUGUUAUUUGAUAUUCAAGUAACCUAUGAUUACUAUUCGAACGAAAUUAGUCUCUUAAAUCUUGAAUUAAAACAACGUAUCGACAUUCUUAAAGAAAAUAAACGUCAAAAAUUGUCACUUUUACAAGCACGAAUCUCAGCAUUACAAAAAACCGGUGAAAUUUCAUAUCAACAAUUGCAGCCUAUCGAACAUGAUCUAGAACAAUUACGUAAAUGUUUAGAAUCCAUUAAAUGUCAUGUACAAAUCGACACUAAAGAUGUUAACAUUCAACAACUAAUUCAAUGUAAAAAUGUGUUUAAGUAUGAUGCAUUGAAUGAAUCGAAUCAACAAUUAGUACCAUACAAAGUGAUACAUACAGAAAAUUUGAAAAAAUUUGUAACAAGUAAACGGUAUGAAUCUGUUCUAUGGUUAGACAACAAGAAACAGUUAUCGCUUAUUGAUGAAAAAUUUCAAAUGCGCACCAUACAUGUACCAACAACAUCUCAGAAUGUGCCAUCUGGUGUUGCUCAAUCAAAAGAACAUGAUAUUGUCGAUAUGAAAUGGUGUUCAUCUGGUAAUGUGUAUCUUUUAGUGUUUCCACGUCACAUAUAUUCGUAUGAUCCAAAAUCAAAUAAAUCUGCUCUCAUUUCUCAUAUUAAUCGCCAUAAAGAUUAUCCAUAUCGUUGUAUUGCUUGUUUCAAUGAUAAUAUAUUCAUUAGCUAUUGUGUAUUUGGUAUUUGUGUUGAAAGUUGGAAAUAUCCUCUUACCUCCAUACCUACGACGGUAGGACCGCUUCGUCGAUGGGAUCGUUUAGCCACUGAUAAAACCGAAUGGAUAUCUCAAAUGGAUAUAAACGAAACAACAAUUGCACUUGUAAUUCGUACUGCAUCAUCUACCAUUACUCGAUUUGAAAUUCGUGAUGAGACAUUGACACUGAUUCGACAAGUACAACUAGAGGAUAGUAUUGAUUUAAUGUGGCCAUAUAAAAAUAUUUGGUAUUUAAAAACAAUGAAUGGAAAAUUUUUUACAUACUCAAAUGACACUAGUCAGUUAGAGCCAAUGACACAAAUGGAAUGCACAAAUGGAAUUGGAGAAUAUGGUCCUAAUACAUUAAUUAUUGGAAAACAAAAUGAAUUAGUCUUCUGUGAUACAUAA